AUGGACCAUAGCAACAGACAAUGGUUUUUUAGUGAUAAUCAAGUGGAAUAUUUAAGUGAAGUUAUUGAAUUUUUGGAGUUUGCUUUUAGAAAUAAUAAGGAUCAGAGUGUUCUAUGUCCAUGUUCAAAGUGUGUGAAUCGUUUUGAUAGGUCUAAAGAUGAGAUGUUUGACCACUUGGUGAUGAAUCGUACUAUAAAAAGUUAUGAUGUGUGGUAUUGUCACGGCAAAUCAUUGUCCACAGCUAAUUCCGAAAGUGUGAAUGUAGUGUUAGAAGACUCUAUAAGCAAUGCCGAAACUUGUGAUGGCGAUGAUAUGAUGGCAAUAUUGAGUGAUAUUUUUGGGAUCCCAACUGAAGUAAAACCUAUGAAUUUAGAGGAAAAUGAAACAACUCAAGAGGUAUUUGGUGGUGAACUUCUAAACAUUCCUCACCCUGAUGUUGAAAUUUUUAUUAAGUUGAUGCAAGAUAUUGAUAAAGAAAUGUAUCCAGGGUGCAAAAAAUAUAAUCGAUUAUCUUUUACAUUGCAAUUAUACAAUAUUAAGUGUAGAUUUGGUUGGGUUAACAAAUCAUUUGAUGUGUUGAUUAAAUUAUUAAAAGAUAUUUUGCCUGAAGUUGAGACUUUACCAAGUUCUUUCCAAGAGUCACAAAAGAUAACUGAAGGUUUCGGACUUUCUUAUGAAAAGAUAGAGGCAUAUCCCAAUGACUACGUACUAUUUUGGAAGGAGUAUGAAAAUGCUCAAGAGUGUCACAUAUGCCAUUCUUCUAGAUGGAAGGUUGAAAAAGAGAAGUCUGACAAUGCAUCUAAAUCCCAGAGGAAAAAAAAGAAUAUACCUGUUAAAGUGUUGCGUUAUUUUCCCUUAAAACCAAGGUUAAAGAGACUAUUUAUGUCAUCGAAAAUAGCAAGUGAAAUGACAAGCCAUAAAACAAAGCAUAUAGAUGAGGAUGGUGUUCUAAGGCAUCCUGCUGAUUUGGAAUCUUGGAAAAGUUUUGACAAAAAUUUUAAAGAAUUUAGUAUUGAGCCUCGUAAUGUGAGAUUAGGGCUUGCUAGUGAUGGUUUUAGUCCUUUUGCUAGGAUGGAUAGCAAAUAUAACAUUUGGCCUGUUAUUUUAAUACCUUACAAUUUACCCCCGUGGUUGUGCAUGAAAAAAGAAAACUUUAUAUUGUCUUUAUUAAUUCCUGGCCCUAAAGCCCCAGGUAAUGACAUUGAUGUAUACUUACAACCACUUGUUGAGGAAUUAAAAGAAUUGUGGGAAGUUGGUGUACCUACUUAUGAUGCUUCAAGUGAAGAAGUUUUUCAAAUGCAUGUAGCAUUACAUUGGAUAAUAAAUGAUUUUCCUGCUCUAGAUGAGGCCACAACAUCUAUGCCACCUUCGAGAACAGAAGUGUUGAAUCAAUUGAAAAAUAUAAGUUUCACUUUAGGGAAGGAGAACAUCCCACCAACCGGUGUUCCAAUGCAUACAUGA
Amaranthus tricolor (Joseph's coat) is the source of this 1461-nucleotide messenger RNA. RefSeq lists its product as uncharacterized. The transcript has 2 exons. The coding region runs from base 1 to 1461 and encodes 486 amino acids. The record is from RefSeq and is a predicted model, not a curated record. NCBI's taxonomy places the organism in Eukaryota, Viridiplantae, Streptophyta, Magnoliopsida, Caryophyllales, Amaranthaceae.